AUGGGUGAAAAGCAUUUGGUUUCUUUCUCAAUGGUCUUUCUCCUCGUCGCCGUCUUCAUCAGCCAAGCCCAAGGAUCAGCCCUCUGUGACGAAGCUGCUUUCCCUGCACUCUGUCGGUCCACUGUGAAAGGCGCAUCCGAUCCAACAUCAGCCUUGAAGAUCACCAUCGAACACCUCAUUUUCGAAACGAAACGCGCGAAAGAUUCAAGCUUGAAGAUUGGGUCAUUGAAGUCUCUAGGCGUGUGCAAACAGAACUUCGAUGAUGCCGUCGACGACCUGCAGAGCAGUCUGGCGUAUAUGCAGAAAAAAGACAUCCCAAGCCUGAAAAUCAACCUUUCCGCUGCACUGACUUUCUACUCCACAUGUGACGAUGCGGUGGUGGAGAGUGGCGACCAAAAGAAAGCUUCCACAGUCUUGAGCAACGACCUUCUGCUGCAACAUUUGGCCGCAAAUUGCUUGCACUUAUCCACUUUGUUGAAGUAA
Messenger RNA from Cucumis sativus (cucumber), 483 nucleotides. RefSeq names its product pectinesterase inhibitor 12. Gene Ontology annotation, molecular function: enzyme inhibitor activity. The coding region runs from base 1 to 483 and encodes 160 amino acids. The record is from RefSeq and is a predicted model, not a curated record. NCBI's taxonomy places the organism in Eukaryota, Viridiplantae, Streptophyta, Magnoliopsida, Cucurbitales, Cucurbitaceae. The transcript has a single exon. Gene Ontology annotation, biological process: negative regulation of catalytic activity.